This is a messenger RNA of Chelmon rostratus (copperband butterflyfish), 3098 nucleotides long. RefSeq names its product transcription factor AP-2 gamma (activating enhancer binding protein 2 gamma) (gene tfap2c). Gene Ontology annotation, molecular function: DNA-binding transcription factor activity, RNA polymerase II-specific; RNA polymerase II transcription regulatory region sequence-specific DNA binding. NCBI's taxonomy places the organism in Eukaryota, Metazoa, Chordata, Actinopteri, Chaetodontiformes, Chaetodontidae. Gene Ontology annotation, biological process: anatomical structure development; regulation of cell population proliferation; regulation of transcription by RNA polymerase II. The coding region runs from base 381 to 1793 and encodes 470 amino acids. Gene Ontology annotation, cellular component: nucleus. The record is from RefSeq and is a predicted model, not a curated record. The transcript is spliced from 8 exons.
UCCAUAAGAGGGAGUCAAGUUUCUUAUAUGCGCCGUUUUCGCCCACUUCCACAACACAGCGACGGAGCGCCGUGACCGGAGAGGGGGGACAUAUCGCCUGGCGACGGUCGUUUCGUCUCACAGCGGCUGUGGAAGCUCGUAUCUGCGGUUGGAUAGUCCGUCGGUCGGUCAGUUCGCCCCUUCAGCCGUCAGCCCGCAACUUCGCCCUUUUUCGCCACAGCUGGAAAACAAGCGGGUUCAUGAUCACCACCAGGAAGCUCUUCGUUUUUUCUUACCUGGAUUAACUCGCAGACGACAAUAUUCCUCCUUUUUUCUUCCACUCUUCUUCUUUUCUUUUUUUAUUAUUUUCGGGGUAACGGAGAGUUUUUUUCUCUGUCAGAAUGUUGUGGAAAUUAGCCGACAACGUGAAAUAUGAGGAUGACUGUGAGGAAAGGCACGACGGCAACAGCAAUGGGAACCCCCGGCUGCCUCAUCUGCCGGCGGUCAGCCAGCACCUCUACAGCCCGUCUCCCUCUCUGUCACACUCGGCCAGUUCGGACUUCCAGCCCCCGUACUUCCCACCUCCCUACCAGCCCAUCUCCUACCCGCAGUCCACCGACCCCUACUCCCACCUCGGCGACCCUUUCAACCUCAACUCCAUACACCAGUCGCCGUCGUCGAACCAGCAGCAGCCGUGGCCCGGCCGUCAGGGCCAGGAUGGGCUCGGCGCGCACGGGAGGAGCGGCCUGGCGAGUCAGAUCCUCGGCCUGGAGGGAGGCUCGUCCGGGGUGAGGAGGGAAGGGUUCCGCCGGCCGGAGCUGCUGCCCCCACACGCGCACGGCAUAGAGGCGUCGGUCAUUGGCGAUAACAUGGGGAUGCACGACAUGGGCCACGGACUGGAGGAUGUUCAACAUGUAGAUGACCACAGUAUUAUUAUGGCAGAUCAGACAGUCAUCAAAAAAGUAUUAGGACUACGAGGUGGCAGGAACCUUGAUCGCUUACAGAGGACUUAUUAUCAGGGGGGCGUUCUUGCGGGGCCUGUCACUCUACCUAAAGGCAACGCGCUGGGUCUUCCCUUCCAGAAAGAGUCCCUGCUGGGCAUGGUAUCAAACCCAACAGAGGUGUUCUGCUCCGUGCCGGGCCGUCUUUCCUUGCUGAGCUCCACAUCCAAGUACAAGGUUACCGUGGCCGAGGUCCAGAGACGUCUGUCGCCCCCUGAGUGCCUCAAUGCCUCGCUCCUUGGAGGGGUUUUACGCAGGGCCAAGUCAAAAAAUGGAGGUCGCUCUCUGAGAGAAAAGCUGGAUAAGAUCGGGCUCAACCUGCCCGCAGGAAGAAGGAAGGCAGCCAAUGUCACUCUACUUACCUCACUCGUAGAAGGUGAAGCUGUGCAUUUAGCGAGAGACUUUGGUUACGUGUGUGAGACAGAGUUCCCUGCGAAGGCAAUUGCUGAAUACCUGGGCAGGGCGCACGUGGAACGCAACGAGGUUAACUCUCGCAAGAACAUGCUCCUUGCUGCCAAGCAAAUCUGCAAGGAGUUCACCGACCUGCUCACUCAGGACCGCUCACCUCUGGGAAACUCUCGGCCGGCCCCCAUCAUAGAGCCCGGAAUCCAAGGCUGCCUGACCCACUUCAGCCUCAUCACCCACGGCUUCGGCUCUCCGGCCAUCUGCGCCGCCAUGACCUCGCUUCAGAACUACCUGAACGAGGCGCUCAAACAAGUGGACAAGAUGUACCUGAGCUCUGGUAGCGACACCCAGGGAUCCUCAGACAGUGGAAGCAAAUCUACCGACAAAAUGGACAAGCACAGGAAAUGAGAGCUUGAAGGAGGAUCCUUAUGAACCUGAGAACCCCUGAGUCCCUUAUUCUUGCUGCCCUGUCUGCCCUUUUUGGACUUUUAAAAAAAAAUCAAUAUUGAUUGAUAAGUAUUGUCAUUUUGAGAGCAGAAUUUGUGCGUGAGUGUGUGUAUGUGUGUGUGUACCCGCACUGUUGAAUUUAUAGCAUAUUUUAUGAGAAGUUGAUGAUUUCUAAGAACUUGUCACAGCUGGCUGCAGAUCAGUCUGUGUUGGCACCUAUGGUGACAGCGCGUGUACCGGUCCCGGUGGGAGCCCGCCGUGUGAGGGCGUGACACACACCAAAUCACACGAACCACUAUGCAGUUCCAUACAGUUGCCAAUGUGCUGAUGCUACAACCACGAGACCUGCACUCUGUUGACGAGAGGAGGAACAGAACAAAGUGCAGAGUGUUUUUUUCUUCUUCUCCCUAGUGGACAUCAUUUCAAGAUGAGUUGCUGUGGCUGUGAAUUCCUCUCAGCCCCCGCCCCUUCCACCCCCACCCCGCUCUGUCUGGAGGCAAAUCCACUGAUUUCCUGUGUCUCAAUGGACUUGCAAAGGACAUUUUUUUUUUUAUAUGAGAAAGAGAGAGAAGAAAAUCCACUUCAUUUUUUUUGUGCUUGAUUUGUACAACCACUUCAAAAUGGCUCCAGUGUUAUUGUGCUUUGUUCAUGAGAGAUGAUUUGAAUCUUAUGUAGGCCUGAAUGAGAAAAGACGAUUUUUGGUUUGUCAGUCUGUGUUCGGUCAGAAACCAGAGACUUUAAAGCCUCUACAGUGUUCAUGUGGAUUACAGGCGUAGCAAUGCUUCCAUUGUUGCUCUAUCUUUUCAACCUGGCGGCGAGAACACGUUACUCUUGUGACCAUGUUAGGUAUUCAUCAUUCUUAGUAUUUAAAAACCCUGAGUUACCAUCAACCUACCAACCAGUUUCAUCCUGCCAGAGUGUAUGUAUGUUGUGAGAAUGUGUGUAAAUGUAUAUAUUUCUUUCUUUACAAAUGUUUUUAAUUAGACAUUAAAUUCCAUCCCAACAUAGAAUUUUAUCCAGUGUCUUGUCCUGGAUGUAAAUAUUUUCUAAUUUAUGUUGUAAUUUAAUGGGCUAGUGUAAAUAAUGGUAUCACUCUGGUGUAUGGUUUCACUUUUUAUGACGAUGUGUUAAACUUUUAUAAAUGGGUUAGUUUUUUAUCAAGUAGAGGUUAGGAAGUGGGCAUGAUAUACUUUUUUGAAAAUAUGUUUUAAAAAAAACUGUUUUAAAGUUUCAGGAAAAAUAAAAAAAAUAAAGUGAAAGACUGGA